CUAUCGAGCCCCGAACAGCCACAAUCCGGGCCAUGGACCCGAAUACGUCAUACCCUCUCCAAACAAACGAUCCGCUCUUUUACCUCUGCUGGCGCAGACAAUCUUGCGGAUGGUGUUUGCAAGGCGAUGCCCCUUGUAGCUGGUGUUCAGUGACCUCAACCUGCGUGCCCAAUCCCGCUCGCGUUCCUAUAUUGGCUCCUCUUGGCUCCUCUAAUAUCUGUCCUUUGGGGCCCAAGGAGCGAUGGGAACUCCGUGCCAUGCCAUUCGGAUGCAAUGUUAGUACUUUUACAUUCUUGACAGCCGUAGUUUCCGUCCUGGGGACAUUGGCUGCUAUUGCACUGGGGUAUUUCGUGGUAUGGGCUGUAAAGAGGCUGAGGCGGUUCUGGGGACAGGGCAAGCUUGGAGGCGGGUGUAUGGAUUGGAGUUCUUGGGCAAGACGAGGGGUUUUCCGUCGGCGUCGAGUCCGUACGGUAGGGGAUGUGGAAGGGAACCGGAAUGGGAACUCUGAGAGAACGCCCUUGUUGGAAGGAGAUUGA
Messenger RNA from Aspergillus nomiae NRRL 13137, 536 nucleotides. RefSeq lists its product as uncharacterized. The coding region runs from base 33 to 536 and encodes 167 amino acids. NCBI's taxonomy places the organism in Eukaryota, Fungi, Ascomycota, Eurotiomycetes, Eurotiales, Aspergillaceae. The transcript has 2 exons. The record is from RefSeq and is a predicted model, not a curated record.